GAGAAGGCAGCAACAUGGUGCGAUUUGUAACGUAAGCGAGCGACAUCGAUUCGUCACCGCACAAAUUUAUUCUUGCAGCGUCUCCUGUGAAAACAAAAACAUUCUUAAAGAAAUGGAACCAACUUCUUCCAUGAAAUCUUUGUUACUGGCUAUUACCCAGUACAAAAAUGCGAGAACUGAAAGUAAUGUUUUGCAACUAGAAAGACAAUUAGGUGUAAUCUGUGGGACAAAAGCAGUAAUGAUAUUUGCAACAAAUCAAAGUUUGCCAAGUGAAUGUCUGAAUAGCCUUGUGGAACUUGUUGGUGAUCCAAAUGUAAAAGUGACACUGACUCUAAAGAUUAUUGGAUUGCUAACGCAAUUGGCAUCAGACAGUGAAAGCAGAGAGGUUUUGCACACAUACAAUCUUAUCAGUGCACUUGCAACAGUAGUUCAGCAUUACAGUACGACUCCAAAUGAGCAGAUUGUAUUGCAGAGCCUGCAGCUUCUACAGAAAAUGACGUACAAUACCAGAGUUUUUCAUUGUAGCGCAAAUGUUGAUGUACUGAUUGCUUUCCUGAUGAAACAAGUCCAAGCCCCAGAAGAUCAGCUAACUAUGCCAUGUCUCGGACUGAUGGCAAACCUGUGUCGUCACAAUCUUUCUGUUCAAGCCCAUGUAAAAUCUUUGAACCACUUAAAAGGAUUUUAUAGGUCUCUUAUUAAAUUCUUAGCUCAUAGUAGUUUGACAGUGGUGGUUUUUGCACUUUCUAUACUGGCAAGCCUAACCCUCAACGAAGAAGUUGGAGAAAAGUUGUUUCAUGCCAAGAACAUCCACCAGACCUUUCAGCUUAUAUUUAAUAUUCUAGUAAAUGGAGAUGGAACAUUAACCAGAAAAUAUACUGUAGAUCUUUUGAUGGAUCUCCUCAAGAAUCCUAAGAUUGCAGAUUUCCUCCAAAGGUAUGAGCAUUUUAAAUCAUGCCUGUGUCAAGUACUAGGUCUUUUGCGUGAGAAGGAUUCUGAUUCAGCAGCCAAGAUUCUUGAAUUGCUACUUGCCUUCUGUUCAGUGAGCAGCCUUAAGCGAAUAUUGUGUCAUGCAAUAUUUGAAACUUCUGAGCAAAGAGUUACGGUAGCAAGCCUCACAUCACAUAUUAAACCAUCUGAACCAAUUGUUACUCUUAUCCAUUGGUCAAGUCAACCACUGCAGAACCCUGAGAGAUGUUCAUUGCUGGCUCUAGUUUUAUUGAAGGAGCUGUUUGAGGAAAUGAUGGAUUGCACGCUUUGGACUACAGUUGCACCAUUUGUGGAGCUGCUUUUCCCCGUCAUUGAGGAGCAAUUACAGACACCGAAUCAUGCUCAGGAGGACACAUUAACAAAAAAAUAUUAUGAUAGAAUUGCAAAAAUUCUUGAUGUUCUAUCAGUGCUGUGCGGAGAUGAUACAGUGAAGUUGCAGGUUGCUAAGGUUCUCACAGCCAGAAACUGUGUCUCCAUUCUGGAAUAUCAGUUCAUGUACAAUAGGAUGGAAAUUGGUUACAGGAGCAAUGUUGCAGAUGUAGAACUAUGUAAAAUAGGUGCAGAUGUUGUCCUGAAGACUCUUAGCCUUAUGAACAGACUGAAGCAGUUGGUACCAAACAUGGAAGCCAGCUUUUAUAAGAUUUUGCAGGAUCAACGACUUGCUCCAGCUUUGUCAUUUGCUUUGACAUCUGAAAACAGAGAGCAAGUACAACUUGCAUUAAAGAUCCUGUUUGAGGCAGCAUCUUUGCCUGAUUUUCCUGCUAUAAUGCUUGGAGAAAGCAUUGCUGCCAAUAAUGCUUAUAAACAGCAGAACACUGACCAUGUAAUGAAAAAAGUUCCAGUCCAUCAGCAUUCAGCAAGCUUUGUCCGAUCAAAAUGUUCAAGUACAACCGAUGUUGCCAGGUCUAAUAUCCAUGAGUUAAUUGAUAAAUUGCAAUUAGGAGUGGAGGUGAAGGAACAAGUUAAGGAUGUGAGAUUGUCAGAUGUGAUGGAUGUGUAUGAACAGAAACUUUCAUCUCUCGCUUCCAAAGAAAAUCGUUUACAGGACUUAUUGGAAGCCAAGGCAUUGGCCCUAGCACAGGCGGAUCGUUUGAUUGCCCAGUACCGCUGUCAGAGAGCCCAUGCAGAAGCCGAGGCACGACAGUUAGCUUCACUUCUAAUGGAUGCAGAGAGAAAAAAUGAAGAACUUGAUGGAGUACUGAAGACCCAACUGUUGGAAUCUGACCGUGCCAAGGCUGAUAUUGAAGAACUUUAUCAGCAUAAUUGUAAAUUGCAGGCUAUUUCUGAAGAGCAUGAGUCUUUAAAGGUUACCUCUAAAGGUCUUGCUCAAAAUCUUGAGACAGUCGAAAGGCAACUUGAAGAACUACAGACUGAACACAAUUCCUUAAGUAAACAAAGUGAAUUGCUCAAAAAGCACAUUGAUACCCUUAAACAACAAAAUGAUAGAUGCCUUGCUCAAUUGGCAGAGAUGGAAGCGCAGAAAAACGAUUUGUGCAUUCAGUUAAAGGAAAAGGAUGCUAAAUUAUUGGGUUUGGAACAAAAGCUCAAGGUACAGCAAGAAAAAACAAAGAUAUCGGAGAAGGAAAAAGAGAAUCUAGAAGAAGCUAUUGGCGUUCUCCAAAAGGAGCUUAGCAAGACAGAGGUAGCCAGGAAAGAACUCAGUAUUAAGUUGUCAACUCUGGAAGUGCAGAAAUCCCAGGUAGAAACACAAUUGCAACAAAAAGAAGCCCUUGUCCAAGCCCAGCAGGAUGAACUCAACAAGCACUCUCAAAUGAUAGCAAUGAUUCAUAGUCUGAGCAGUAGCAAACUACAAUCAAAUACAGUAAAUCUCAGUCUCUAGCAAUGUUUCUUCUCAUUUUUAAUGCUGAGAGAAAUGGCUAAUGUUUGCUUGCAGUCCUUGUAUCUGAUGCAUUUAAUAUUCACCCUAUAGGAUUAAAAUUGUAAUUUACUUUUAAGAAAGAAUUUGUAACCAUUUAUAUUUAAAAAGAGUUUGCUUCAGAUUUGAGCGUUUCAAGUUGCUACUUGUUUUGAAUUGUACUGUUUUAAGCACAAUUGGUAACAAGGACUUGGCAAACCAGGAAAUUGCAGUCUUUAAAUAUGAUGUGAAGAUUCUAAACUGUAUUUUUGACUGCAUUAUUAUGUCAGCCUCUGGUCAUAAUCUGACUGACUGUGUAAAUAGUUCAAGACAAAAUUUGUGCUAUUUGGCUAGUACUGUUUCUUUUGGUUAGAUAUGACUUCAGAAUCAGAAAUUAUCUGUUUCAUAUUUGGGCAAGUUUAUGCUAGAAUUCUCUAGUUAUAUUAAUACCAGGCUUGAAUUAGUUUUUCAGUGUACUGUCCUGGAUUCUGAUGCCAAAUGCUAUAUUAUUGCAGAAGCAAUCCAUUUUAUCUUAAUUGCUAAGAAUAUCUUAAUUGUACUAUUUAGCAGUCUGUGCACGAUGCAAAUGUAUGGAAAUUUUAUAUGUUUUUCAAUGUUUUUAUAAAUUUCCUUGAUUAAAUUGGGAAAGCACUGCUUUGAAUUUAAGAAAGAUUACCUUACUUAUUUUGUAUUAAAAUAAUCAACAUUAUUUUACUAAAAGUACAUAAAAUAAUUGGACUUGCACAUUUCUAUCACCUGUUUGAUUCCUGCUCGCUUUUGUAAUGAAUUUUGAUACUGUCAUGAACCUGUCAUUUUUAGAUGUACUGUCUCCUUUUCAGUGGUUGUGUACAGCCAUAUAGUUGUUAAUCUUUAGUUUUCUUCCUUUCCCCACAGAGAAAGUAACAUUUUUUUAAAAAUAAAAAUGUACUUGAAAUU
Molecule: messenger RNA, 3778 nt
Organism: Hemiscyllium ocellatum (epaulette shark)
Lineage: Eukaryota; Metazoa; Chordata; Chondrichthyes; Orectolobiformes; Hemiscylliidae
Gene: cip2a
Product: cellular inhibitor of PP2A
Exons: 22
Coding region: 113-2827 (904 amino acids)
Source: RefSeq, a predicted model, not a curated record